Molecule: messenger RNA, 7594 nt
Organism: Klebsormidium nitens
Lineage: Eukaryota; Viridiplantae; Streptophyta; Klebsormidiophyceae; Klebsormidiales; Klebsormidiaceae
Source: the annotation of a GenBank genome assembly
UGAAAGACAAUGAAGGAGCAGGGGGGGCGAUCCCAAUGCCAUUGCGGCCGCUCUCAAGGAGUCACUGCUUUGCAGAGGCAAUAGGGUUCAAGGUUGUGCUAUGGCGGCGCCCGGGUUAGGAGCAGAGGAGCCCUCUCUGGGUGCUUACCGACUGGAUCCGCCAGAGGUUCUAAGCCCAACUGAGCCCUGGAUGUCCGGGGACUUGCCACAGCCUAGUUCCUCUCACAACCAGCCGGUGAACUUAGUGGAGCCUACGCUUGUCGAUCCUCAAACAAGUAGUCAGCCACAAGAAGGAGAGGCACUCCCUGCAAUAGGAAAGACCAUGUCACAGACGCCCGUCAAAGGGGAGGGGCAAUGUACAGACGCAUCAGAUGUUGACGAAGUUUGUCAGCCAAGGGCAGAGUCAGAAAGCUUACAGAGCCUUACGGGUCCCUCGGAAGCGGCAACAGAGAGCAGUCCUCUCAAGCUGUCCCGCCAAGAAGGGAGUCCUGAUGUCAUCUGGCCAAGUGAGCCUGUUGAUCAGCACGUGAGCUCAGAAGCAGAUGCGGUGUCAACAAUGGCAGCAGUUCCUGAUGCCACGAGGGGCACCCACACUGACCGGAACUUGGGGGCAGGGAGCAGCACUCUAGGCAGGUCUCCAGCAAGCAAAGGGGAGCAAGGGACACUGCAGAGCUGGCCCCCCCCUGAGAGGAGUCCGCUGAGCAAGCCGUCUGCAGCGAAGGCUACUCAAGAGUGGCGCAGGAAGAAAGGGAGCAAGGAAAAUUCCCCGCUGCCUAAGUAUAGAAGCAAGGGACCAAAGGGGGUGGUGGUCGGCCAAAGCGAGGCAGCGAGCCCAAAGCCAGAAAGAUCUCCUCUGGCCGCCAUGGACCUUGCCAUGUCGCACCAGAUGGAGAACCAGCUGCAAGGAGACUUCUACCGCCUCCUGGGCUUCUCCUCACCAUCCGAGGAGCUGCGGCACGCUCGGGAAAAGUUGCUGGAGCGCGAGAAGGAGGUGGCGGUCCUGAAGGACGCUGCUGUUGAGUUGGGCCGACUGAAGCAGGAGCAGCAGGCAGAGACAGAGGAGCUGGAGGCAGCACGGCGACGAGAAACUGCACUGAGAGAGGAGUGCUCCCGUGCUGCUCAGGCUCUCCGCAAGCAGAUUGAGGAGGUUGCCCUCCUGCGCAACGACCAGGCCGUCUUUGAGCAGGCCCUUGCCGACGCAGACGACCGAGCCGAGGAGUCCGAAGCCCGGACGAAUGCCUCCGCAGCGCAGGUAGAAGCGGCCGAAGAAAGGGCUGACGCGGCUGAGGAACGUGUCAAGUCGGCGGAAGAACGGGUCAGGGCCGCCGAAGAACGGGCAACAGUGCUUGACGAGCGCGAGCAAGCGUCCGAAGAGAGGGCAAAAGCGUCCGAGGCCAGGGCGGAGGAGGUAGAGCGGGCAUUGCGGGCGGUCAGGGCUCAGACGGGCAGUGCUGAUGUUGCAGCAAAGCUGCGGAGGGUAGAGGAGGAAAAGGCGCGCCUGGCUGAGAUAGUUGAGGGGCUGGAGAGAGUGAACGAAAAGCUGAGGAGGGGACUGGCGGAGGCGGAGAGUCGGGAGGGGAAACUGAGUGCUGAGAAGAAGGCAGUCGAGCAGGAGAGAGCGACUGCCGUUGACAAAGUGAGCGGCUUGGAGAGUGUGGUUGCUGACUUUGAGGCAAAGAGGAUGGAAGCGGAGAAAGACAAGGAGGCCGCAAAUGACAAGCUGUUGGAGCAGGGUGCUGAGAUUGCGGUCCUGAAUGCGAAGCUCGUGGCUUCAGAGGCGACCGAGGGGGCUCUGAGAGCGGGGAUAAGCGAGCUCGAAGAACGGUUGGCAGCAGCCGCUCAAGUGGAGAUGACACUGAAGGGAAAAGUAGGCGAACUUGAACGGGCGGCACUUGGCAGCGAGGCGGCUAACGAAGGACUGCGAAGGGGCGUUGUGGAGCUGGAGGAAACGGUUUUGCGGAUGCAGGCAAACGAGACGGAACUCCGGGAUCGGAUCCUAGAGCUCGAAGCGGAGGUGUCGGCAGGGGCGGAGAGGGAACAAGGGCUGGAGCAGCAGACCUGGGCGCUUCGAAGCGACGUGGCGCGUUUGGAGGAAGAGCUUUCCGGAGCGAAGAGCAAAAUAGGCGCUCUGGAAGCGAGUAAAGCGGUGCUUGAAGAGGAGAGGAAUGAGCUCCACAUGGUUGCUUCGAAGCUCCGGGAAGAAGUGGCGCGUUGGGAAGAAGAUGCGGUGCAGGCGCGAACGGAGCUUAGCGCGGCAAGAGCGGAAGCGGAUAGAUCGAAGAGCCAAUGCGAGGAGAUGAAGGAGGCGGCUCUCGGAUACCAGGCGACGAUCGACCAGCUUGAGAGCGAACUCGAAACUGGAAAGGAGAGGGAGUGUGUCCUGGAGGAGCAGCUGCUGACGUCAGCAGAGGACGCGGAACUCGACCGCGAGGAAAAGACGGUGCUACAGAAGGACUUGGAAGCGGCACGGCAGGAGGUCGCGGUUCUGACUGAGGAGAUCACCGCGGUCGCAGCAAACUCGGAGGAGAUGCGGGAGUCUUUGGAAGGAGCUGUAGCCGGAGCAGAAGAAGCGGAGGAGCUGCGGAGACAGCUGGCGGGGCUCAUGGACGACAAGGAACGGUGGGGAGAGCGCUUGGAAGAAGAGGUGACGGCAGUCACGGAGGAGAGCGAGCGGCUGGCCGGCGAGAUGGAACGGCUGACGUCACAGCUGGCGACGGUCGUGGGAAUCAGCGAGAAGCGGAGCGGGGAGAUCGAGGGGCUGGUGGAAAGGUUGGCGGCGGCCAAAGCGGAGAAGGGGGCACUAGCGAGCGAGGUUGAGAGGUUGAAAGAUGCGCUCUCGCAGAAAGACGGGGAGGUCAAGACGCUGGGGGCGGCGCUUGCUGACGCCAGCAGCCAGCACGCUGAAGUCAGGGGCCAGCUCGGCAGGGCCAGCGGCUGGGCGCGAGCGUUGGCGGAGGCUCUACGUGCCAUGCAAGUAGAGAACGACGAGGCGAAGGGGACAGCGAAAGAAACUGAGGAAGGAUUGAAGAGGGAGCUUGAGCGCUUCGCAGAGAAGGCAGACGCGCUGGAGCAAGAACUGAUUGCGACUAGAGCGGAGUGUUCGUCGCUUGGCGAGCAACUAGAGAAGGCGGAAAAGGAGCGCGCCCAGCUCGCAGCGGGACAGGAGAGCGCUGCGGAGGAAGUUGAGAGCCUCGGGCGUGCGCUUGACGACGUCAGCAAGCGUCAUGUUGAGGAGGUGCAUCGCCUGGAUGGCGAGCUUCGUAACGUGAGUGCAAAGCACGGGGCAGCGAAAGCGGAACUAGAGAUGGCGAGAAAAGAGUGGGGACGGGAUGAAAGGCGGUUGGAGAUGGUGGCGCAGGCUGCACUGAGCGAGCAAUUCAUGUGCAGCUUGGAAGCGACUGCUGUCAGAGAUGAGGUGGCGGGACUGGAGAGCCGGUCGGCGGCCCAGUCUGAGGCUGUAACUAGAGCGACGAGGGAGUUCAAGGCCCUGGAGGGACAGCUGGCGGCGAAAGUGGAGGCGGUCAUGAGGGCGGAGGGAAAAGCUGCGGAGUUGGAAAAGAAGCUGGCGGCAGAGAUAAACGCUGUGACCAGGACUGAAGAAAGAGUGGAGGAACUUGCGGGACAGCUGGCAGCGCAAGUUGGAGAGGGCGAGCGACUGAAGUGGCACGCGGCGGGGCAGCUGCGAGAGGCUGAGGAAGAGAAACGGGGCGCGAGAAGAGCGAACGAGCGGGCCCAAGGCACCAUGGAGGAGUUGCGGAGUGAUGUGGAGGUUCAGAAGUUGUUCACACUGCAGCUAGAGACGGCCAGGGCGGACAGCGAAAAGACGGUCAAGGGUGUCCGGGAAGAAAAAGUGGCCCUAGAGCGUGAUCUGAUCGAGAAAGGGGCGGAGCUAGAAAGGGCCGAGACGGCAUUGGCAGAGGCGCGCUCGGCGUGCGAGACGCUCGAGGCACAUGCGGAAGAGGAGCGGAAAAAUGGCUCGGAGGAACGGGAACGGACCUCCGCAGAGCUGCAAUCGCUUGGGACGGAGAUCGAGCAUCUAAGAGCCGCUCUCAGCGACAAAGAGAGCGCGGUCGAGAACAGCGCAGCGGCGCUGGAAGAAGCGCGUGCGGCUCUGGAAGCGGAAGAGGCGCACUGGGCGGAUGACGUGGCACGGCUGCGGGAGGAAGAAAGUCUGGCGGCUGCAGAGAAGGCGAAGUUGGACGAGCGGAUUCCGGCGCUGGAAGCGGAGCUGGCGGAACGCUCGGCACAAGCGGAGAGAUUGGCGGAAGAGCGGAACGCGCUGGAGGCGAAGCUGGCCGUUGUGACCACUGAGUGGCACAAGACGGAGACCGGUCUGCGCUCCGCAUUGGAAGCGGCUCAGCACGACGCAACCGCCGCUGAGGGACACGUGGCGGAAGUCGAGAGCCUGCGCGCCCAGCUGGCUGCCGAGCAAGGAGGACACGUGGCAGAACUUGAGAGGCUGCGUGCGCGGCUGGCGAUCGAGCAGGAGCUGACAGAGCAGAAGGGGGCCGAGUGGCAGAGAAAGGUCCAGCAACUAGAGGUGGAGAAAGCGGAGGCGCUGGGGAAGAACACGCUGGCCUUAUUGGACACGCAAUCCACCGUAGCUGAGGAGCUGCGUAUCAUCCGACAGGAGCUCAAGGGAGCGCAGAUGGAUGCCGCGGCAGCAAUAGCACUCGCGGAAGAGCAGCGGCUGGAGUGCGCUCUCGCGAUUGCCGACAAGCUGACUCUAGUCGACCAGCUGCGCUCCGCAAUGGACCUUACCAAGAAGUUGACGGCCCGUCACGACGAGUUGGUCGCGCUGACACAACUAGAAGCGCGGGUGGCGGCUGCCGAAAUGGACAAGUGCCGGCAGCAGAUUGAGGAUGGGCGCGCACGGGAAGAAGCCCUCAAAGAACAGGUAAAGCUUCGCACAGCGGAACUGGCGGUUGCAUCCGGCACACUGGCGGUGACAGAGAAAGAGCUGCAGCUGAUCAAGGAGCAGUGCCAAGCGGCCGAAGUGGCGCUCGCUGCCUGCCAGGCUGAGCUGUCGAACGUGACGUCAGCUCUGGCGAUCAGCACUGUCGAAGCAACCGCCCUGCGACAGCAGCUCGACAACCUGCGCGUGGCCCACUCAGAGCUGGAGACCCGCUCUGCGGAAGCGCAGCGCGCUGCUACAGCAGAAGCGGAGGUACGUGCACACGAGCUGGCGACAGUGGAGGCGCAGGCCGAGAGCCUGAGGGAGGCGCUGGGGAAGCUCUCGCAGCAACGGCUGUCCGUGACGGACGCCAACGCCGCCCUCCAGGCGCAGCUAGACGAGGCACGUGCAUCGGACGUCGCGACACGUGGCCUUCUCGAGGACGCACGUGCCCAGGUCGGCGCCCUGGAGCGCGCGCUCGUGGUCGCGCAGGUGACGUCACUGGGUCUGGCACGUGCCUCGGUCACCAGCGCGGUUGGGGCGGUGAAAGCCACGUGGACGGUGAGGGAGGCGGCGAUCCAGGAGAAGCACCGGCGGGAGAAGGAGGCGUGGGAUGAGGCCGCAACGAGGAAUGAGGCCGAGUUUGCCGAGCUGCGUGAGUUCGCGGAGGUGGAGGCGGGAGUGGUGGCAGAGCGGACGGCGGAACUAGAGGCGGCCGCCAGAGAUCUGCAGGGACACGUGGCAGUCCUUGAGGGGCGCUUGGAGGCAGCACACGGCCAGCGUGAUGACGUGGCAAGGGAGCUGGCGACUUUGCAGGCGGAGUCCGAGGAACUGCGAAGUCAAUCUGCCGCCUCGAUUGCCGCUGCAGAGAUGCGACUGGUCGGCGCGAUCCGGGCUGGCCAGGACAACCUGGCCGCUGCCGCGGCCUCGCACGCCGCCUUGGUCGCCACGCUGCAGUCUGAGAUGGACCAGAUGUCUGAGCUCCAGCUGGCGACCGCGGCGACGGCCCUAGCGCUGGAGGAAGAGAAGGACGCGGUGAAACGACAGCUGGCAGCCGCGGAGGGACAGCUGGCAGCGCUGAGCGGAAACCUGAGCACGUCGACGGAUAAGGAGCGCGAGGCGGCCGCGGAAGUAGCAGCGUGCCGAGAAGAGAUUGAGAGGCUGCGUCAGAACCUCGUGGCAGCAGAUGAGGCGUCCCAGGUCCUCGCCAGCACGUGCAAGGCAAAGGACGAGGAGAUUGCCGAGCUGCAAGCACGACUUGCUGACGUCACAGAGACGCUUAACGUCACCCGGGGACAGGUGGCAGAGAAAGAGUCGGCGGCGGAGGAGGCACGUGCCGAGAAGCGGGCGGUGGAAGCACAGCUUGCCGCGUGUCAGGCGGAACUGAGCCGCACCGAAGGCGCUCUCAACGAAACCCGCCAGUCGCUGGAGGACUGUGUGCAGAAGCUCGAAGCGGCGGAGGAAACGCUAGAGGCGGCGCGAGACGAGGUUAGCGACAUAACCGCUUCUAACGAUACUCUGGCGGGUGAAAAGACAGAGGUUGAGAAACGGUUAGCUCGAGAUACGGCUCUGUGGGAAGCACGGGAAAGGGAACUGGUGGAGAAUCUAAGGGGCGCGGAACAGAAAGCGCGGGAGAUUGAGGAGGAGAAGGCGAGCUUACGUCAGCAAGUUGAGGACCUGAUGUCGAUGGAAGACACGCUCAAGUCGACGCUGGAGCGGAAGCGGAAAGAGGAGGCGAAGCUUGGGGAGGUUAGGGAGCGGGUUAGGGAGCUGGAGGCGGAGCUUAAGAACGUGACGGAGAAGGCGCGCGAGGCGGAGGCAGAGAACCGGGCGCUGAAGCAAGUGCGCGAGCUGGCCGCGCUUGACGUGGCCACUUUGACACUUGAGCGCGACACGGCGCGCACGGCCCUCGAGGAGAAGGAGGGCGCGGUGCGCGAGCUCGAGAAGAAGGCCGCCGUGCUCACCGAGGACGUCAUGAAGCUGGAGCUCGACAACGACCGGCUGGAGGACGAGGUGACAGCGAAGAGCAAGGAGCUGGUGGCGCGCAACCGCGAGAUGAUGGCGGUCGCGGCCAAGAUGCAAAAGUCGUUCCUCGACGAGAAGCGGCGCCUUGCGGACGACUGUACCAAAAGGCUGGCGCUGAAGAGCGAGGAGGUGCGAGCCGCGCAGGCUGCCCUGGAGGCGGCCAAGACGGCGAAAGAGGACUGCGAACGCAAGAUCGCAAUCCUGAUAGAGAACCUGCGGAAGGCAGAGCGUGAGGUGGAGCGUCUAGGUGACGAGUGUGACGGCAUGAAUGACCUCAUGGCGACUGUGGAUGAGGCCUUUGACUACCACUCGGCCACGCUGACGCAGCUCAAAGGGAUGCGGGCUCUUGCCAACCGCAUCAAGAAGGAACAACAGCAGUCGUCGGUGUCAUAACCCUGCUGAUUUCGAACGGCACUAGACAUGUGCUGAAAAGUAGUUCCAGGACCAACAUAGAAUAGGAUUUCAUACUAUCCAAGUAUCGUAGGGCAUCGGUUGCAGGAGUCCGGUCGUACACCCAGAGCAAGAGCAGACUAGCAAAUACGUUUGGCAAUCAGAAGUACUGUACACGUCGAGUUUUGAAACAUUUAUUUUUUGGCUAAAAACUUUCAUGAUAACUUCUAUCACCAAACUUGAUACAUUGCACUUCGUUGAGGUUAUUGUGCUUGGUGAAUGAUG